This is a messenger RNA of Nerophis ophidion (straightnose pipefish), 469 nucleotides long. It is a transcript of the gene mocs2, whose product is annotated as molybdopterin synthase sulfur carrier subunit. Bases 193 to 453 code for a protein of 86 amino acids. The transcript has 3 exons. The record is from RefSeq and is a predicted model, not a curated record. Lineage: Eukaryota; Metazoa; Chordata; Actinopteri; Syngnathiformes; Syngnathidae. Gene Ontology annotation, biological process: Mo-molybdopterin cofactor biosynthetic process. Gene Ontology annotation, cellular component: cytosol.
AGAGCGCAGGUUGUAGUGACGUCACGUGUCAGGCCGGAAGUGGUGGUUAGAGAAGACCACUGCAGAAAAGAAGACGACGACAAAGUUGACCAAGCUGCGUCUUGCUGACUUUUGACUUCUGCUCGCCAUUUUCCUCAUGUCUCACUCCUCUGCUCUCCAUAUUCUUCAUGUUUGACCGCACUUCUGCUCCCCAUGACUGCGCGCGUGUGCGUGUUGUACUUCGCUAAGAGCAGCGAGCUCAGCGGACUGAAGGAGGAGCUGCUUCAAGUGGCCACGCCCAUCAGCGGCCUUGACCUUUGGACCCUGUUGCUACGGCAACACCCCAGCCUGCGCGCCCUCCAGGGUCACGUGGUCCUGGCGCUGAGACAAGAAUACGUGGCCAUCGACCAGCAGCUGCUGACGCUGCGAGACGGAGACGAGGUGGCCGUGCUUCCGCCGCUCAGCGGAGGAUAGUUGUGGGACCACGCUU